AUGCCUCAUUAUGCCUGUUGCCCGAAGCAGCCUAAGGCUCUGGCCACAUGGAUACUUGUGCCUCAGGUGUGCUCAUCUUUUGCUGCAGGCCCCAGACAAUACGAUGGAACGUUUUAUGAAUUCCAUACUUACUGCCUUAAACCUUCAAAGAUGAAUGAGUUUCUGGAAAAUUUUAAGAAAAACAUCCGUCUUCAGACAGCUCACUCUGAAUUGGUUGGAUACUGGAGUGUAGAAUUUGGAGGCAGAGUGAAUAAAGCGUUUCAUAUUUGGAAGUAUGAUAAUUUUACUCAUCGAACUGAAGUUCGGAAAGCCUUGGCCAAAGAUAAGAAAUGUGAAGAACAAUUUCUCAUUCCAAAUUUGGCUCUUAUUGAUAAACAAGAGAGUGAGAUUACUUAUCCGGUGCCAUGGUGCAAAUUAGAAAAGCCUGCAAAAGAAGGAGUCUAUGAGUGGGCUUUUCAGAUGAAACCAGGUGGACCAGCUCUGUGGGGUGACGCAUUUAAAAGGGCACUCAAUGCCCAUGUCAAUCGAGGCUACUCGAAACUAGUUGGCGUUUUCCACACAGAAUAUGGAGCCCUCAACAGAGUUCAUGUUCUUUGGUGGAAUGAGAGUGCAGACAGCCGUGCAGCUGGGAGACAUCAGUCCCAUGAGGACCCCAGAGUCAUGGCAGCUGUGCGGAAAAGUGUCAAUUACCUAGUGUCUCAGGAGAAUAUGUUCCUGAUUCCUACGUCAUUUUCACCACUGAAAUAGUUUUCCACUGAAACAGGGAGCAUUUCAUGAAUGGCCAUAAGAUGUAUCUGCUAAUGUUGUUUAAAUUCUCCUAAGAGGUUCUCACUUUUAUUUGAAGA
Messenger RNA from Rhinolophus ferrumequinum (greater horseshoe bat), 845 nucleotides. RefSeq names its product protein NipSnap homolog 3A-like. Gene Ontology annotation, cellular component: mitochondrion. NCBI's taxonomy places the organism in Eukaryota, Metazoa, Chordata, Mammalia, Chiroptera, Rhinolophidae. The record is from RefSeq and is a predicted model, not a curated record.